AUGGUUGAUGAAGUUAUUGAAAACUUAAAACUAGAGAAAGAUAGGUUUUUUGUCGAGUCAGGUCAAAAAACUAGUUCACUUCUUGAUAUGUCAUCAUCAAGAUUGUCAAAGAGACGUACUAUUAGUAAGAGGCUCGAGUUUCUACCAUUUAACAAUGACUCGUAUGUUAUAACAUUGAUGGAUUCUAUUGAUGCUUAUGGGGAAACAAGUAGGUCAAUUCUUGAAGGAUCAUCAUCAAGAUUGUCAAAGAGUACUAAUAAUAGUACUAGUAGUAAAAGGCUUAGUUAUCGACCAUCGAAUGACUCAAUGGAUUCUUAUGGGGAUCAAGAAACUAGUUCAAUUCUUGACAUGUCAUCAUUAAGUAGUAACGACAGUAUUAGUAGUAACGGGCUCGGGUAUUUACCAUCGAAUGAAUCAAUGGAUGCUACUUCAAUUCUUGAAAGGUCAAAGAGUAAUAGUAGUCACGGGUUUGUGUACUAUGUACCAUGUAAAAAAACAUAUGUUAUAAUGCGAUUGAUAUCGAGGGAUCCUUAUGAGGAUAUCAAGUAUUUUUUGGAAAGAAUGGUUGAUGAAAAUCUAGAAAUUGAAGAUUGGAAGGAGUCUCUUGAAGAGUUAUGUGGUUGGCUAUUGGAGAUUAAUGAGAAAAACAUUCAUAAAUAUAUUGUUGGGGCAUUUUGUGAUUUGUGGAUGAGUUAUUCAUGUACUUCAACAACAAAUACUCCAUUUGAAUUUAAUUCUAGCAAACCUCCUAGUCUCUAUUUUAUGUCUAUGAUAGAAGAUGAGGCUGAUCAGAUGAUUGCAGCGUCAACAUUCAGUGUAAUUUCAUAA
Molecule: messenger RNA, 828 nt
Organism: Solanum lycopersicum (tomato)
Lineage: Eukaryota; Viridiplantae; Streptophyta; Magnoliopsida; Solanales; Solanaceae
Gene: OFP27
Product: OVATE family protein OFP27
Biological process (GO): negative regulation of DNA-templated transcription
Source: RefSeq, a predicted model, not a curated record